Messenger RNA from Tachysurus vachellii, 5199 nucleotides. It is a transcript of the gene zcchc14, whose product is annotated as zinc finger, CCHC domain containing 14. The record is from RefSeq and is a predicted model, not a curated record. The transcript is spliced from 13 exons. Gene Ontology annotation, molecular function: nucleic acid binding; phosphatidylinositol binding; zinc ion binding. Lineage: Eukaryota; Metazoa; Chordata; Actinopteri; Siluriformes; Bagridae. The coding region runs from base 541 to 3357 and encodes 938 amino acids.
GAGAGAGACGUUGCUGCCUUUCAGUCGACUUCCCGACGGGAUAAAAAACACCAAGGAGCGAAAAUCUCACUUCAUUCUUAUCGUUUUGGAUCAGAAUCUAAUAGAAAAGGAGAAAAAUGAGUGUGAAGUGUAGAUUUAAGCCCUGGAUAAAGCGUUCCGAGGUGGAUUUUGUGGCCUGUUUCGCUCCCAUAGUGUUGAUGGGUUUGUUUAUCGGUUCGGGUCCAAAAGUGAGCGGACGGUUUGGAGGAAAAAGUGCGAUUUGAGAGGCAGUAAAACCCGGACUGGAUUCUUCCCAGUGCUCUCCGGAUUGUCUGAGUGUCAGUAGCUGGUGUACUGAGCUGAUUGUGGACAAACUGACACACUGACACACUUCUUUUCCUUCUGUCUUCUUUCCACUGCUUCACUUUUUUCCCCUUCACUUUCACCAGGUGUAAAAUAAUGCAACUGUUUGUGCACAAAAUAAGGAGGAAACGAUGCUGCAGUUCUCCACCGUCAGCAGCGUCGAGAUGCUGAACCUGAGAAGUUCCUGAAGGUUGAUGAAUGACUUUGGUGGAUUCGGUUCUCCCGGAGUUUCUUUCCAAAACGAGGUUGAAAAUGGUGGAGAAUAGGUGUAGCCUUACGAGAGAAGAGGUGUACCGUUGGUUCUCGGGCUUGAGCUCGGCUCAGAGGGCCGAGUUCCUUUGCGGACUCUUGGAUCUCUGCGUUCCGGUGGAGUUGCGCUUUCUCGGGUCCUGCUUGGAGGACUUGGCUCGUAAGGACUACCACUCUUUGAGAGACGCCGAGAUCAAAGCCAACAACCCGGCCGACCUGGCGCUCCUGGCCAACAUGACGGAUGAGGUGGUACGCAGCAAGCUCCUCGUCUCGCUCGCCCUACUCGGCUCAGACAACCGGGCUGCGGCGGGCGUGCUUUUCCGGACACUUACACAUGUCGACGCCAUCAUCCACGAUUACGGGCUGCGUCUGAGUGACGGCCGGACCGGCGAGCAGUUCCUCCUGCUCUUCACCAUGGCCGCUAACCACCCGGCCUUCAGCUUCCACCAGAAGCAGGUGCUGAGACAGCUUCUAGCACAGAUCCAGGAGAUCCUGCAGUCCACCGGGUCUGACCCAGCACACGGAGGAAAUACUGGAUCGCCUGCUGUUCCUACUUCGAUGCCUACGUACAUCAGUGCACCUGCACACUUUACCUGCUGCACCAAGACCGUGCCUCGAGAGGUCAUGACAGGCCUCGUGGAUGACAGUGUGGGGUCAGAGGUCAUGUCCCCGAACCCUGCGCCGACUUGCCAGGAGCUACCCAUAAAAAUGCAUGCUGGGAAACCCGGAAAAGUUCGAGUCGAGAAGAUUGAGCUGAAGGGAGUCGCGCACAAAGUGGACUCAUCAACAGAAUUCACAUUGGAGGUUGUGUGGUCCGACUCCACGCUGUCAGACAUUAGCAAGACAUCUCAGGAAGUGAUGGACCUGGUGUCCCAGCUCUCCCAGCUCUUUCCUGAUGACUGUCUGGAGAAGUUCCUGCCUCAGCCUGGUGUUGACCCUCAUGAUCUGGACCUGAGGUGGUUGAGUUCUCUCCCUGUUCACGUUCUCCAACACGAGCGAGUGCGACUUUUCUGCACAUCCUCCAGCCCACAACACACCUCCAGCACCAAUCUGAGUUGUCUUCUUCAGUACAGAGGAGCGAGCAGGGCAGUGUGUGGUGUCGCGAGUGUUCAGCCGGUGGUAAACGUUCUUGCCCCGAUUCCCCAGCCCUCACCUGCACAUCUGCCCCCUCCGGCCAUCCUGCCCCUCCACCCGAGUCUCGCUGUCCCCGCUAUAGGAGAAACCAACUCACCUCAGCAGCAGACACCACCACACCAACAGCAGCAGCAACUACACCCACCCGGCCCCGAACAGAACGGCAUCCUAGACUGGCUGCGUAAGCUCCGCCUCCACAAAUACUACCCAGUCUUCAAGCAGCUCACCAUGGAAGAGUUCCUCGCUCUGACAGAAGAAGACCUGAAUAAGUACGACCUCACUCAGGGAGCCAAGAAGAAGCUGAAGACCCAGCUGGAGCUGCAGAAGGAGAAGUUACAUGAGAAGAGAUACACAAUGUCUCAGUUUCCUGUUUCCUGUGGUGGAGUAGCGAGAGUGACACCUUCCACUUACAACUGCCCGAUAACACACACAAGCAGCAGUAAAACAGAACUGCGUGUGGAGGUGGAGGCCGGAUCUCUGUCCUCUCUCAGGGACAGCAGCUCAUCAUCAGGUUACUCCAGUUCUCCAUCCAGCCCCAUGACUCCUCUGAAAGAGACUCACAGACGUGCCGAUGUGGAGUGUGUAGAGAAAGACCGUGUGUGUUUCCUGCUCAGCACGGCAGGUUCGGCUCAGAGUCGUCCGACAGCGCAGGUUCUCCCGGUGCAGAACGAUCCCUCUGUCGGUCCGUCUCACUCCAGCGUGAACCUUCCCUCCCUCCCACUUCUGGCUCCAGGCAGAGGACUCGGAUCCGCCUCCCGUAAGCCCCGCCCACCCCUACUCUGCCCCGCAAUGGGUGUGGAAGCUCCUCCCACGGGGCAUCAGGAAGUGGAAACGUGCACGGCGCUAACGGUAACCUCUAACGCCCUUCAUCACAUCUCUCACCCGACGCUACACUUCCAGGUUUCGGCCACGCACGGUCACGCCCGCUUGUCUCAGUACUCAAACUCCGCCUCUUCCUCCUCCUCCUCCUCCUCCUCAUCCUCUUUUUCUUCCUCGUCAUCUUCCUUUUCCUUUUCCUCGUCCUCCAAACCCACCUUCUCGCCCAUCAGCGCUGUUCCCAUGGCGGCUGUUUCAGGAAACACCUACAGCGCCAACAGUGGGUCCGUUGUAGCCCCACCCACCACCAGUCCGGUCACUACGGAAACGGCGUGCUACGGCUCCGCACAGUCGAACGGUACGACGCCAUGCGUGUGCAGCUCGUGUGGCUGUAGCGGAAAGUGCGGAUCGUUCUACUUCCCUCACCCGUUCUCCGGUACGUCCCUGUUCACCCUCGGACCGCUGCUCCACUUUAGCCCGCUCUUCUCAGGAAGCGGCUCCGUCUCCCCGUUCUCGUACCCGAUUGUGGCCCCGCCCCUGUACAGCAGCAGCCUGUCACAUGACUCGCAGCAGAACCUGGUCCUUCCCCCAAUGCAGGGCUUCCUAGGAGGCGGAGCUAACACUUAUCAGCCCUAUGGCAUGAUGGGAAACGUUGGCACGGGGCAAAAGAAGGUGGGUACCGUUUCCUGCUACAACUGCGGGCUGAGCGGACAUCGAGCGCAUGACUGCAAACAGCCGCCCAUGGAUUCGGCUCAGCAAGGUAUGUUUCGUCUAAAAUAUUCUCCUCAGUCGGACAGCCAGGACUCUGGCGACUAGCUGUUAUAUACCGAGUGUUUAAAGCGCUUCAGUCUCUGUUUUUGUGAACACAGAAGCUUUCUGAGACUCUUAUGGACUUUGUCUCUCUGAGAGAAGCUCUGUAAAGGACGAGACAGACAUCAGGGACGAUUCGGACACCAAAAACCAGUGAGGAACGUCGUGGACAACCAGCCGGCGGCUUGUUAAUCGUCUCCUUCCUCUCAGGUCCUCUCAGGUCCUCACUCGGCCUCGUCCCGUUCGCGCACUAAACAGUGUGUGAAGAUUCCUCGGUCACUCCGUCGCACACUUUUCUGUCACGUCUCGAGAAACGAAACACCGCCGCUGUCGACUCCGGACGCAGGACUGGACGGAAAUUUCUGAUUUUUUUAAAAAAAACUUUUUAUAACUUUUAUUGCGUAUUUGUUGUAUUUACAGUGCUUUUUUUUUCCUGGGGUGAAAAUCAUUUGUAAUCAUUUCAGAAUUUUUUUUUUUUAUAUCAUGUAUAUUUUAUUAUUUUAUCAGUUAUUAGUAAUAAUUUUUUUUGUGUUGUAUUAUAUUGGAUUUUGUGUGAAAGCUGACCGCUAAAGUCUGAGAUUUCUGAGAAAUCCGAGAAUUCUCUUCUCACUUCGUGAAAAACCAGCAACGUAUUAAAAAAAAAAAAAAAAAACACUGCUGAGUCGCACAGCAGCGAUAAACCUCUGAGGUCGUAAUAAACAAUCGUGUAACGAUCACAACAUUCAAACGUACCAGCGGCGUAAUUCGCUUUAGAUCUGCAGAUGUACAUAAGCAUGACUUGUUCAGUAUUUCUACAAUUUUUUUUUAGAGAUAUUUUAUUUUGAACGAAUGUGGGGUUGAUAAACCUAAAUAAUUAGCACCUUAGCUAAUUCGCCGUCGGUUCUCCGUUAAAAACGGCGACGUUUCUUACGUUCGAUCUCGUACUUUAUUUCUUUGCUAAUUCCUUAUUCUUAUACCAUUUAGUUCAGACUUUCCUAAAUUGCUUUAACUGGCUAACAGAAACUUGAAGUGAAAAUUCACUUAAAAUUGUUUUUCUCCAAAUUUUCAUUUUGUUUUGGCUUUUAAACCAAAGAACUCAAAGAUGUCGCUGAUACAGCAAGGACUUUUCUAGCUAAGUGUCUUUAUUGUUUCCUUCACUAGAUAAAAGCAUUUCCUAGAUUAGCUAAGAAAUUUAGCGACUUCAGCUAACGGCGCUAGAGACUUUUUGCCUCGGCGGUGGUGAAGAAUUUGCUAAAUAUCCUAAACUAAUUUAGCAAAGAGAUUCGUACGGUUUGUUCUGAGGAAUUCGCUAAUAUCAUGAGCUCAUUUAGUGAAAAAGAUUCAAGGGAAUUUAGCAAAGGUUUAAGCUAAAUAUUGUUGAGCUAGUUUGCUAGGAUGUUUUUGCAGAAUUUCCUUAUAUAAUUUAGCGAACGCUGCUGAAUUUGUUUUGUGAAGAAGUGAAAUGUUUCCUUUGCUAAUCGAAUAAGGAAUGUUGGUACAUUUCCGUAGCUAAUUUUGCAACAGUAAUUUAGAUCGUGCGACAUUUCCGUCGUUAAUUUAGCGAAGCUUUCGAUUAGAUUUCCUCGGCUAAACGUUGCUCAGUUUUGCGUCCUAGAACAGCGAGGCGGUCGCUAUGGUUUAUUCGCUAAUUCCACGAGGAUUCUCACUUCAUUUCCGUAGCUAACGUAAUAAAGAGCGUGCUACGUUUCCGUAGCUAGUUUAGCAAAGAGAUUUGAGCUAAAAUUCCUGUUUAAUUAACUCUAAUCUUGAACUUUUUGUAGCUAACGUAGCUUAAACUUUGCUAAAUUUCCUUCGCUGUGUAUUCGAGACGGAAACUGCUUCAUCUGAAAAAUUUGCACAUUGAGUUUU